Aphanomyces astaci is the source of this 609-nucleotide messenger RNA. RefSeq lists its product as hypothetical. The coding region runs from base 1 to 609 and encodes 202 amino acids. The record is from RefSeq and is a predicted model, not a curated record. Lineage: Eukaryota; Oomycota; Saprolegniomycetes; Saprolegniales; Verrucalvaceae. The transcript has a single exon.
AUGAACCCAACGCAACAAGAAUCGGGGAAUCUCUCGGCCAAGGACAAGAUCUGCUUUCGUGGAUCCAACUUCAAUGUCUACAAGACGCGAAUCCAAGCCAAGUUGAAGGCUGCCGGUCUGUGGACCACUGUGCUGGGCCAUGAAGACGAUGGCGAUGAAGCUGAAGAGAAGGAAAACAAAGCGUUCAACGUGAUCAUCAACUCGCUCGAUGACGACAACGUUGCCUACGUGUGCCACCUCAAGCUGGUGAGCGAUGCCUGGGCUUUGCUUACCGAGCGCUACGAGUCGCGUGCCUACGCUGACGUCUCGCAUGUGAUCCAUUGCAUGCACACAACGUCGUACAAACCUGGAACCUCCAUGCAACGCUAUUUGACUGAGAUGCGUGCGUUUCAACAAAAGCUCAUACACAUGGGCUCCAUGGUCGAAGACAAAAUGCUCGGAAAGGUCGUGUUGACCAGUGUGAAAGAUGCGUUCCCAACGACAGUCGAAAUCCUACGCUCCCGUGACCCACCGCCGACAUUGCAACAGAUCUGCGAUCGCCUUUUGUCUAAGGAAAGCGAGGUCAACGACUCCAAGCCAUCCAAACGCAAGCAAACGCAAGCACGAUGA